AUCUGUUUCGUCAUUGUACCCGCCGAUAGACUGCGAGCCCGUCGGAGGUUUGGAGCUUGUGGCGUCGCCGUCCAAGUCCGAUACGAGGCUGUGCCCCCACUCAGCAAUCGAUAUUAUACGGAUGCAGUCUCUCAGACAUUAUGGCAUUGUCAAUAACAAAACCUUGUGUAUACCAAUUCUGAUGAUCAUGGCUAACCCUACCGUCUUACUGGAACUUGCAUCCACCAUCUCCAACGCCGCGCUGACCAUCACCCGGCACAGCCUCGACACAUCUACUCCACCUCCGUCGUUUAUUCCCCUGCCUCCUGGAAAUGGAGCCGCAAACGGUAAUGGGGCUAUACAGAAACAGCCCACCAGCGAGGCUGCCCAGAAGGAGACGCUCGACGCAGCGGCCUCCCUCAUCCAAGCAGCAACAGACCUGCAGAUCCUGGUUUCUGGUCCGGAGAAUUAUCUCAAGAGUUUAUCCUAUGGCUACCACGACAUCACCGCCCUAGCCGUCGUGAUAGAAUUCAACCUGGCCCAGCACGUCCCCCUUGACAGCGAAAUCUCCUUCAAGGAACUUUCCCUUGUCAGCGGAGCCCCCCUCGGCCGCCUCGAGCGCAUCCUGCGCCUCCUCUUCGUGCGCCGAAUCUUCCACGAGCCCCGCCCGGGGUACAUCGCGCACACAACGGCCUCCGAACGCCUCGUCACAAACCCCGAGCUGACCGCGUUCCUGGGCCACUGCACGCACGAGGCGUUCCCCGCCGCAUCGAGACUCGUCGACUCGCUGCGCAAGUACCCGAAUACCGAAGAGCCCAGCCAGGCUGGAUUCAAUGUCGCCUUUGGCACGGAGGAUCCGCUGUUUACGUUUUUGGCGAAGAAUCCUGACCGGUUCGAGAGGUUUAAUCAGGGGAUGGCGGGGUUGAGUAAGAGUGGAGGGCGCUCGGUGAAACAGGUUGUCGCGGGGUUUCCGUGGGGUGAGCUGGGCGAGGCGACGGUUGUUGAUGUCGGAGGCGGCAACGGCCACGUCUCAAUCGCCCUCGCCGAGGCAUACCCCAGCCUCUCAUUCAUAGUGCAGGAUCUCGAGGGCGCAAUAACCUCCGGGGCAGCCUCACUCCCCGCAUCCCUGCAAGACCGGAUUACCUUCGAAGUCCACGACAUGUUCACCUCGCAAACCCACCAGGGGAUCGACAUCUUCUAUCUCCGGCACAUUCUCCACGACUGGCCCGACGACUGGGCCGUCAAGAUAUUGAAGAAUCUAGUCCCUGCGCUCAAGCCCUCGUCACGGAUCAUCAUUUCCGACUCGGUGAUCCCGCCUCCGGACCAGCUACAUGGGCUGCAUGAGCGGUUCGUGCGGUACCUGGAUUUGCAGAUGAUGGUGCUGCAUAAUGCGCGGGAGCGGACGGAGGGGGAUUUUGCGGAGCUGUUGAGGAGGGCGGAUGAGAGGUUACGCAUCAAGAAGGUUUGGAGAGGCGGGCAUGAUGCGGCGGCUGGGACGAUUGUUGAGGCGGUUCUUGUGCAGUAGACAAGUCUUUUGCUCGGGC
Molecule: messenger RNA, 1523 nt
Organism: Aspergillus calidoustus
Lineage: Eukaryota; Fungi; Ascomycota; Eurotiomycetes; Eurotiales; Aspergillaceae
Source: the annotation of a GenBank genome assembly